GCUCAUAAGCCCUACAACAAGCAAAGUUCUCCUGAAAAGAAGUUGGAAUACUUCGAAUUCAUAUGAUUUAACUUCAUAAAUUAUUACUUACACAACUUUGGUGUAUUUAUGAAAAAUUCGGAAAUCAAUAUAAGUCUAAAUUUCAUUUUUUUCUGUACCUCUUCUUGGAUUAACCUUACACGUGGCCGUUCAAUUUUUUUUGUAAACUUCACUACUCAAUCUUCAGAUUUUAAAAAGAACACAUUGAGUAUAUAAUGCAGCUUUUACAAAAAAAUAUCUCUCUUCUGGGUGUAAAUCAUAAGUCCUGAAAUACAAAAAAGAAAUAUAUAUAUAUAUGUACAAUAAUGAUUACAUCUUGGGAAUGUCUUGCAAAAUUACUUGUUCCUUGUGAAAUAUUAAUUGUUAUUAAAUUGGUAUUUUGUCUUGUAUCAUUCAGUGAUUUUUAUCCUUCGUUAAGCUCUCUUCCAUCAAUUCUAAAUGAAGUUAUAUUAUCUUCACCGAUAACAGUAUUUUCACUCUUUCUUUUUAUGAAUUGGGCAUCUUAUUAUACCUAUUUAAUAGUUUAUAUUAUGAUCUCUAGUUCCUCUGUAUACUCAGAUGUCUAUAAGCUAUUUCAUUUUGGUAUAUCAUAUCAAGUACCAUUAACUUUAGAUAAUGUUGAAUUAUUUAUUUACACCUAUACAAGUACUUUAUACUUUUUAAAACUUUUAAAUCCAGAUGAAUCAUCCUUUGGAAUUAUUUCAUGCCUUUUAAUGUUUUGUUCUCUACGUUUACAUCGUUUUGUUGUUUGUUGGUUAACAUUACGCCUAUCUAAUAAUCCUUUUAUACGUUUAAUGUUAGAUACACACCUGUUGUUUAGUUUAGCUGCAUACAGUUUAUAUCUUUUAUGGUUAUUCAGUAUGUGUUUUUAUUUUGCUUCGUAUAUUGUAACAGGGAUAACAACGUUUAUUCCGAAUACUAUUCUUUGUACUAGUAUAUUUCUUUUAUUAGUUCAUGUUCAUCUAAUACUAACUGAUGUAAAACUCUUUAUUUUACCAAUGAAAAUUAAUUUAAAAUAUUUUAAUAAAAAAAUUUCCAGCCUAUUUUUAUCCAUUGAAAUAAUUAAUUUCAUUUUGAUUUUAGCAUAUACUUCAUGGAAAUUUUAUUUAAGUGAAACAUCUUUAAUACAUUUAGGUUAUGCUGAGAUUUCAAGUCAUGUUAUCUUUUUAACUGUUAUUUUUUGUUUAUUAUAUAUUUAUGAAAAAUUAUUACCUUUAAUACAAUUAGAAUUAUUUGGCAUAGACAAUACUACUAAUACUACCAGUUUUAGUAGUAUCAGUAGUACGUUGUCUUCGAAUUAUUGCAGUUUAUGCAGUUUACCAUUAUUUCGACCAAUUAUUUUACCAUCAAGUGUUACAUCGAAUUCAAAGAAUGAUUGUCAACAUUUAUUGCAUACAGAGUGUUUAAAAGUAUUGGAAUUAAUCUCUUUUCCAUGUCUACGAUGUUGUGCUGAUUCGUGUAUAUUUUUACAAGAUAAUAACAAUGUUGUUUCAGAGGGUUUUGAUAAUUAUAAUGCUUAUUCUGAUGAUUCUAAUUCCUCAAGUUUUAUUGAAGAUUCUUCAACAAGUUCAUCUGUCUAUGAUGAUAAAGAUGUUGACUUGAGUGUUUAUCUUAACUUAGAUCAAUUGAAUGGUGGAAAAAUUGGUCGAACAUUACGUAGACUGGAUGGAUCAGGUUCAUCAUCAUCAACACUGUCCUUAUCAUCUUCACUCUCUUCUUCUUUUCAGUAUCCUGCAUCAAUGAUAAGUGACAGUAGAGACUGGAGUUAUGAUCAUUAUUUGAAUUAUGAAUCAGAUAUAAGUAACUUAUGAAUUGAUGGAUUUUGGAAUUGAAUAACACUCGUGUUUUGUUAUUGUUGUGAUGUUCAACAUUGGUGAAAUUCUCUUGAUUACCUCAAGUGAUACACUGACAUUUGCAUUUAUAAAUGUGAAUUCUUCGUUGAAUUUUUUUUAAUUAUGCAAACACCUUUGCCGCCACUUGUAACACUUGUAACUUGAUAACUAAACUUUUCCUUACUACUCCCUUGAUUUUAAGUAUCCUCUAUAUAUACGCAUAUAAGCGGAAAACAAAACAUUACUUUUUUUGAAUUUCGUUUCUUAAUUUUUAGAAUACAAUAAAAAAGAAAGAAAGGAGC
Molecule: messenger RNA, 2173 nt
Organism: Trichobilharzia regenti
Lineage: Eukaryota; Metazoa; Platyhelminthes; Trematoda; Strigeidida; Schistosomatidae
Source: the annotation of a GenBank genome assembly